This is a messenger RNA of Brassica napus (rape), 958 nucleotides long. Its product is annotated as vacuolar protein sorting-associated protein 60.1. Lineage: Eukaryota; Viridiplantae; Streptophyta; Magnoliopsida; Brassicales; Brassicaceae. The record is from RefSeq and is a predicted model, not a curated record. Gene Ontology annotation, cellular component: multivesicular body. The transcript has 7 exons. Gene Ontology annotation, biological process: late endosome to vacuole transport via multivesicular body sorting pathway; vesicle budding from membrane. The coding region runs from base 91 to 795 and encodes 234 amino acids.
GUUCUCGAAAUCACUUUCCUUCCAAGUCUAUCUCUGUUUCGAGUUUCCGAGAUUUUGAUCACACGGUGGGUGUAGAAGUAGAAGACGAGGAUGAGGAGAGUUUUCGGCGCGAAGAAGAACACAGAGCCUCCUCCCUCCAUCCAAGACGCCUCCGAUCGGAUAAACAAAAGAGGAGAAACAGUGGAGGAUAAGAUAAAGAAGCUUGAUGUUGAUCUCUGCAAAUACAGAGAGCAGAUUCAAAAGACGCGUCCUGGUCCUGCUCAACAAGCUCUCAAAGCUCGUGCCAUGAGGCUUCUCAAGCAGAAGAAAAUGUAUGAAGGACAACGUGACAUGCUCUAUAAUCAAACAUUCAAUCUCGAUCAAGUCUCAUUCGCUGCUGAAGGACUCAAAGAUGCUCAACAAACUAUGACGGCGCUAAAGUCUGCUAACAAGGAGCUUAAAGGGAUGAUGAAAACCGUACAGAUUCAAGAUAUCGAUAAUAUGCAAGAUGAGAUGAUGGAUCUGAUGGAUGUGAGUUCUGAGAUUCAAGAAACGCUUGGUAGGAGCUACAACGUUCCUGAUGGUCUUGACGAGGAUGAUCUCAUGGGAGAGCUUGAGGCUCUUGAAGCUGAUAUGGGAGACGAGACGGAAGCAGAUGGAGUGCCUUCUUAUCUCCAACCUGAUAAUCAAACUGAUUACGAUGAGAUUAGCUUGCCUUCAGUACCAAUGGGACAGACUAGUGCUCCACCUGGUCGUGUUCAGGCUGAGGAUGAGUUUGGAUUGCCGGCGGUGCCACGAGCUUCUCUCCGGGGAUAAAGAUCUGGUGAUUCUCUUUGUGGAGUGGAGCUGCUAUACUAAGCUCUUUUUUAGGCUUAGGAUUAUAGUCACUUUGUGCAUAACAUUUAUAACUUUUCUUUUGGCUCUGUAAUAAUAAUUGCGUGUUAUGGUGGCUCUUUUUCUUUUAAUUCGUUAUUAUACA